AUGGGAUAUCUCGUUGUCAUUGAGACCAUAAGUGUGUCCACACUGGAGAAAGACCAUUUUGUUUGUGACAUUUGUGGAACAGAUUUUUCAAGUAAAGCCAGCCUUAUCCGCCACAUGAGAACCCACACUGGAGAAAAACCAUUUGUUUGUGGCGUUUGUAGAAAAGCAUUUUCUCAUAAAAGCAUCCUAACUGACCAUCAGAGAGUCCACACUGGAGAGAGACCAUUUGUUUGUGACCUUUGUGGAACAGAUUUUUCAAGGAAAGCCCAUCUUACCCGUCACCUGAGAUUCCACACUGGAGAGAAACCAUUUAUUUGUGACAUUUGUGGGAAAGCGUUUUCUGACAAGAGCAAUUUAAAAAGUCACAAAAAAAACCACACAGGAGAGAAACCAUUUGUUUGUGACAUUUGUGGAACAGAUUUUUCAAGGAACACCAGCCUUAUUCGUCACCUGAGAGUCCACACUGGAGAGAAACCAUUUGUUUGUGACAGCUGUGGAAAGGUCUUUUCUCAGAAAAACAGUCUAACUGACCAUCACAGAGUCCACACUGGAGAGAAACCAUUUGUUUGCGACAUUUGUGGGAAAGCAUUUUCUCAUAAUAGCAAUUUAAGAAGUCACCAGAGAACCCACACUGGAGAGAAACCAUUUGUUUGUGACAUUUGUGGGAAAGCGUUUUCUCAUAAUGGCAAUUUAAGAAUUCACCAAAGAAAUCACACUGGAGAGAAACAUUUUGUGUCACAUGAAACCUUUCUGAAAAGCCAUCAGAAUGUAAAUACUGACAUGACUGAUGAGAAACCAUGUUUGCAGCGUUUGCAGAGUGGCCUUAUCAAUUAAAACCACUUUUUGGGGGAAGACUUCU
Messenger RNA from Asterias rubens (European starfish), 859 nucleotides. RefSeq names its product gastrula zinc finger protein XlCGF7.1-like. NCBI's taxonomy places the organism in Eukaryota, Metazoa, Echinodermata, Asteroidea, Forcipulatida, Asteriidae. The transcript has 2 exons. Gene Ontology annotation, molecular function: RNA polymerase II cis-regulatory region sequence-specific DNA binding; DNA-binding transcription factor activity, RNA polymerase II-specific. Gene Ontology annotation, cellular component: transcription regulator complex; PcG protein complex. The record is from RefSeq and is a predicted model, not a curated record. Gene Ontology annotation, biological process: regulation of transcription by RNA polymerase II. The coding region runs from base 1 to 834 and encodes 277 amino acids.